Eublepharis macularius is the source of this 2472-nucleotide messenger RNA. Its product is annotated as serine/threonine-protein kinase SBK2-like. Gene Ontology annotation, molecular function: protein serine/threonine kinase activity; ATP binding. The record is from RefSeq and is a predicted model, not a curated record. The transcript has 4 exons. Gene Ontology annotation, biological process: peptidyl-threonine phosphorylation; peptidyl-serine phosphorylation. NCBI's taxonomy places the organism in Eukaryota, Metazoa, Chordata, Lepidosauria, Squamata, Eublepharidae. The coding region runs from base 98 to 1024 and encodes 308 amino acids.
CACACAGUCACACCAGACAGCAGCAGGAGCAAGAGAGAGAGAGAGACUGGGCACCCCAGAGGUCCUUUAGCAGCACAGCAGGAAGUGGUCUCUGGCUAUGGAUCUGACCUUGGGAACGGAGGCUCAGGCUCUUCUAGAAGAGAUGUUGAAGAUCACUUCUCAGAAUCUGGUGCACAUGGAAGUGACUGAGCACUACCAGAUCAUCAAGGAGUUGGGCAAGGGGAAAUACGGCCAGGUGGUCCUUGUGACACACAGGCAGAGGGGGACCCCCAUGGCUCUCAAGCUUCUUCCUAAAGCCAGUACCAAGCUGCAGAACUUCUUAUAUGAAUAUUGCGUGGCCCUUUCACUCUCUGCCCACCCUGCCAUCAUCGGCAUGUUUGGCAUUGCCAUAGAAUCUAGCCAGCACUAUGGCUUCCUGUACGAGGCAGCCCUGCACAGAGAUCUCAUCUCCAUUAUCAAGCCAAAGGCUGGCAUCCCGGAGCCGGCAGCUAAACUCUGUGCUAAACAGCUGGUGAGUGCACUGGACUUCAUCCAUAGCCGGGGCCUUGUGUACCGAGAUGUCAAGCCUGAGAACAUCUUGCUUUUUGACCGCCAUUGCCACUGCAUCAAACUGACAGAUUUUGGCCUGACACGUCCCCAGGGCACCCUGCUGCGUCUCGUGACUGGGGUAAUCCCCUACACCGCACCUGAACUGAGCCGUGGCACUGGUGACACGCCCGGCCUUCCCAUUGACGCCAGCCUGGAUGCUUGGGCUUUGGGAGUGCUGAUCUUCUGCCUGCUCACUGGUUACUUCCCUUGGGAGAAGACGCUUCCUGAAGAUUCCUUCUUUGAGGACUUUGUGGAAUGGCAAGAAUCUGGUUUGGAUGAAGACCUGCCAUUUCACUGGCGGCCACUCUCAAAUGAUGCCAUCUCUAUGCUGCGGAAACUCCUGGCCGUGGAGCCAUCAAAACGUGGCCCUCUCCGCUGUGUACUCAGCUACCUUGAUCGGCCGUGGCGAGCUGAGAUGGUAGCCAAAGGCCACUAGCAGUCACACCAUUGUGCUGAAAUGAAUUUGAUGGGUAAAAAAAGUUAAGCACUUUUUUCCUGUCUCAUAUUUGCUUGUAAAAAAAUUGAAUUUAUAUUUCUUUUUCUUAUAGAGAGGAGCACAAGUUGGUUACAUAAAACUUCAGUGCAUCUGCAUUUCUUAUCCUGACCUUAUAAUUUUGCAAGGGAUAGAAAUGAUCACAAGCUAUCCUUUUAUUUGAAUCUUAGCCUUUAGAUUUCUUGAAAAAUUGAUAACCCUAGGCUUCCCAUCUGAAAUUUUGGAUUCAGAUUUUGAAAAUAUGCCUGUUUUAAAUAUUUUAAUAGAAUUUUUCCCCAGUUUCAUGAGACAGAACUCCAGUCUACAAGGCCUGCUCUAGUUGUCCUCUUCCUUAUGCCCCUGAAUUUCUUUUUACCAGUGACGAAGCGCAAGAUCACAGCUGUGGCAUGGAUGUCCGGACAUAUGCUCAGGUGAUCGUCUUCUGGCCAACAAGAUUCCAGAGUUAUUCCCAAUUUUUCAUGAGUGCAUUUUUAAAAGGAAAAAAAAUAAAAUGUAUGGACAUUUCACUGAGAUUAUCCAGACUGUUAAAAAUGGUUAUAUCAGAGUUAUGAACUCUGUCACACAUUUAUCCUUACCAUGUAUGUUGUAUAUUUUCUUUCACUAUCUGCAUAGUUUCCUACCAUUUGAUGAGCUGUAAAUUUCUCUCAUUUUCAGCAAAAAUGGGAAGAAAAAAGGCUUUUCUUCAUCCAUCCUGUUUUCACCCUUGAAAAAGCAGCCCUGGUGGAUGUUCUUAGAAAAAAAAAAGUCUUCCAAAGUGACCACAAAACUAAGCAUAGCAAGUAGCUCUUUCCUCAGUAUAGUGACUGCAAGGUCCCAAGGGUCUGAUUUGUCUUUCAGGGCUUUAGCCUCCAAGGAAAGAAGCAAUAUUUCAAGGUGGGGAGCCAGAAUGUUUUCUGGUUGGAAAGUUUUUGUUUUUAUUGUUCACUUGGCAUUCUGUCAUUCCAUGACCGUCAGGAAUACCUGAGGGGCUAGGCAGAGCUUGCUUCUUCCCCUGACCUCUCAUCCCAUCUCCCCGCACCCCAGAAAAAAACUCCUGAGCGCAGGAGACGUGCAGUGCCACCCAAAGCAGAGCUAGACCCUUCGAAGUCAAUUGGCGUGGAAGGGUGUAACUCUGCUUAAAAUGACACAGCUAACUAUCCUAAAUGUAUUACAUCAAAACUAAGUAUGAAAACAGAAAUUAAAAAAGAAAGCUAGAAAAGACAGCUUUUGAACACCUCUCAAGAGUUUGGCAUUUCUCCUGCCCCAAGAUUUCCCCCCCCCCAAUAAACACAAUCUAGCAUUCUGUCUUCUUGAUUAGUGCUCCCCAAUUUCACACUGUAGUUAGUACUUCAUAAAAUAGGUACUGUCUUUACUUUGGCCGUUUCCACACGGCUUACCGCUUCUCGUAACAA